This is a messenger RNA of Apus apus (common swift), 6829 nucleotides long. It is a transcript of the gene DYRK1A, whose product is annotated as dual specificity tyrosine phosphorylation regulated kinase 1A. Gene Ontology annotation, biological process: protein autophosphorylation; peptidyl-serine phosphorylation; positive regulation of DNA-templated transcription. Gene Ontology annotation, molecular function: ATP binding; protein serine/threonine/tyrosine kinase activity; transcription coactivator activity. Gene Ontology annotation, cellular component: nucleus. The record is from RefSeq and is a predicted model, not a curated record. NCBI's taxonomy places the organism in Eukaryota, Metazoa, Chordata, Aves, Apodiformes, Apodidae.
UUCCCGGGGGCUCGGUACGGCGCUGCGCUUCCCCCCCACCCCCUCCUCCCCCCGCCCGCUGGCGCCCGCCCGCCGCUGUCCCCGCGCUGCCUGGCCGGGGCUCAGGCCGCCGCCGCCGCCGCCGCCGCGCCGAGGGGAGGUCGGGCCCUGCCGUUGCCGCCGCCGGGCGCUGCGCAGGUUUGGAACGCGCGCCAUUUUGUGAGCGAUAGAAAAUCCAGCCCGGCCAGGAAGCGCCGCGGAUCCGCCCGCCGGGCCGGGCCGGGCCGGGCCCCCCUCCGCUCUCCCCCCUCCCCUCCUCUCCCCGUCUUCGCCGCCCCGAGAGGAAGGCGCGCAGCGGACAGACCCUUCGGCCGGUGCCCCCCGCGCCCCGAGCGGCACCGGCGCCAGCCGUGCGGGCCCGAGCGCGGCGGGGCGGCCGGACUGCGGAGCGCACAAGAGGGAGGCGCUGCCGCGCCGGGGCCCCUGGCCGAGGCGAGCGCUCCCUCCUCGCCCUGCCUUGCGCCCGCCGCCCAAGGGGAGAAGAGGCCUCAGCCGGGAGAAGCCGGGCCGGAGCGCAGGGCCCGCCACCCCCCGCACGGUGUUUGCUGCUGGACUCCCCCCACCCCCCACACCCCCACAGGAUGAUAUGAGACUUGAAAGAAGACGAUGCAUACAGGAGGAGAGACUUCAGCAUGCAAACCUUCAUCUGUUCGGCUUGCACCAUCGUUUUCAUUCCAUGCUGCUGGCCUUCAGAUGGCUGGACAGAUGUCCCAUUCACAUCAGCAGUACAGUGAUCGUCGGCAGCAGAACAUAAAUGACCAACAGGUUUCUGCCUUAUCAUAUGCUGACCAGCUUCAGCAACCUCUAACGUUAACAAACCAGAGGCGAAUGCCCCAAACUUUCCGUGAUCCAGCCACUGCUCCUUUGAGGAAGCUCUCCGUAGAUUUGAUCAAAACAUACAAGCAUAUUAAUGAGGUUUACUAUGCAAAAAAAAAACGGCGGCAUCAGCAGGGCCAAGGAGAUGAUUCCAGUCACAAAAAGGAGAGGAAAGUUUACAAUGAUGGCUAUGAUGAUGACAACUAUGACUAUAUUGUAAAAAAUGGGGAGAAGUGGAUGGAUCGUUAUGAAAUUGACUCUUUAAUAGGCAAAGGAUCCUUUGGACAGGUUGUAAAGGCUUAUGAUCGAGUGGAACAAGAGUGGGUGGCUAUCAAAAUAAUAAAAAACAAGAAGGCUUUCUUAAACCAAGCCCAAAUUGAAGUCCGACUGCUUGAGCUUAUGAACAAACAUGACACUGAGAUGAAGUACUAUAUAGUGCAUUUGAAACGCCACUUCAUGUUCCGAAACCAUCUCUGCUUAGUCUUUGAAAUGCUGUCCUACAACUUGUAUGAUCUGUUGCGAAACACCAACUUCAGAGGUGUCUCAUUGAACCUGACACGAAAAUUUGCACAGCAGAUGUGCACUGCACUGCUUUUUCUGGCGACUCCUGAACUUAGUAUCAUUCACUGUGACCUAAAACCUGAGAAUAUCCUGCUCUGUAACCCCAAACGAAGCGCUAUCAAGAUUGUUGAUUUUGGCAGUUCGUGUCAACUUGGACAGAGGAUAUACCAAUAUAUCCAGAGUCGUUUUUAUCGAUCACCAGAGGUGCUACUGGGAAUGCCUUAUGAUCUUGCAAUUGAUAUGUGGUCCCUUGGGUGUAUUCUAGUUGAGAUGCAUACUGGAGAGCCUCUCUUCAGCGGGGCAAAUGAGGUGGAUCAAAUGAAUAAAAUAGUGGAAGUUCUGGGGAUACCACCUACUCACAUCCUUGACCAAGCACCAAAAGCAAGAAAGUUCUUUGAGAAGUUGCCAGAUGGCACUUGGAACUUGAAGAAGACCAAAGAUGGAAAAAGGGAAUACAAACCACCCGGAACUCGUAAACUUCACAAUAUACUAGGAGUUGAAACAGGAGGACCAGGUGGACGUCGUGCUGGGGAAUCGGGUCAUACUGUAGCUGACUACUUGAAGUUCAAAGACCUCAUCUUAAGGAUGCUUGAUUAUGACCCUAAGACACGAAUUCAACCUUAUUAUGCCCUACAGCAUAGUUUCUUUAAGAAAACAGCAGACGAAGGUACAAACACAAGUAACAGUGUGUCUACAAGUCCUGCCAUGGAGCAGUCACAGUCUUCAGGAACCACCUCUAGUACAUCUUCAAGUUCAGGUGGAUCUUCUGGAACAAGCAACAGUGGAAGGGCACGAUCAGACCCGACACACCAGCAUCGACAUAGUGGUGGACACUUCACUGCUGCUGUUCAAGCUAUGGACUGUGAAACACACAGCCCACAGGUUCGACAACAGUUUCCUCCUCCAAUUGGUUGGACAGCCACUGAAGCUCCUACACAGGUCACUGUUGAAAACCAUCCAGUUCAAGAAACCACCUUCCAUGUAACCCCUCAACAACAGAAUGCAUUACAUCAUCAUCAUGGAAAUAGCUCUCACCACCACCACCACCAUCACCACCACCACCACCAUCAUGGACAGCAAGCCUUGGGUAGCCGGACCAGGCCGAGGGUCUACAAUUCUCCAACAAACAGCUCCUCCACCCAGGAUUCUAUGGAGGUGGGCCACAGUCACCACUCCAUGACAUCCCUGUCUUCCUCAACUACUUCUUCCUCUACAUCUUCCUCCUCUACUGGUAACCAAGGCAAUCAGGCCUAUCAGAACCGCCCAGUGGCUGCUAAUACCUUGGACUUUGGACAAAAUGGAGCUAUGGACAUGAAUUUAACAGUCUACUCUAAUCCGCGCCAAGAAACUGGCAUAGCUGGACAUCCAACGUACCAGUUUUCUGCUAAUACAGGUCCUGCUCAUUACAUGACUGAAGGACACCUUGCAAUGAGGCAAGGGAUUGAUAGAGAAGAGUCUCCCAUGACAGGAGUUUGUGUUCAGCAAAGUCCUGUGGCUAGCUCGUGACUAAACUGAAACUAAGUUUGUUUCUUGUGUGUUUUUAUAGAAGUGGUGUUUUUCCAAAAACAAAGUGCAAAGCUGCUUGAAUCAGAAGGAGAUAAACUCACUGAACCGCUACAGGAGGGCAAAGCUGACUUAUUUUUCUAAACUUGAAAAGAUUGCAAAGGGACAAUGAAGUUUUUUUUGUUGGUUUUUUGGGGUUGGUUUUUUUUUUUUGGUUGUUAUUUUUUAAGAGCCAUGUCCGGACCCACCUUAACGGAUAGCUUAGUGGUGUUCACCUUUUGCUUCCCCCAUUUUAACUUGCCACAACCUAGUCAUAGUUUGGUUUUUUUGGGGAGGGUUUUUUUUGGUCUCAUUCAACAGGGGUUAUUGUUCAAAUGUUAGUUGUAGUCGCAAACUAGUUUCUUUUUAAAGGCAUUGCACAUGAUUUAUAAAAAGGCCCUUGGAAGUUUUUGGGUGGGAGGGGAGUGAGUAAUAUAUACAUAUAUAUAUUUUUUUUUUUAUUUCCCCAAACAAACAUGGGCACAGAAAUGCAGUACUGUAAGAAAGAGGGACCUUCAGAUUACACAAAUAUAUAUUCUUCAGCUGUAAAAAGGGACGGUUGUAAUGGAGUUUGUAAGGCACAUUAAGCAUGCUAAGUGGCGGUGAUCAGAACUCUCCUUUUCUGAAUCUACUGAGGAUCAAAGCAGCAAUUGUAAUGGGAUUCUGUGGGUCUCAUAUUUUGGAGACCACAGCAGUUAGUAUUGAAAUAUGACUGGUUUCAUAACUGAGGUGCACUGAGAAGCAAUCAACGGGUCGGUCCUGGCCAGUCCUGGGGAGGUCUAAGUGGUGGUCUUUGGGAUAACCUUUGGCCUUAUGGAUUUGGACUCUUAAGUUAGAAGAGCCUACCAUUUCAGAUGCAAUCACUUUUGGACAUGCUUUUGCAGACAGUCCUUAAUGCUGAAAACACAGAGAAUGGGUAAUUCAAGAGGCCUUUCUUUUAAAAUAGACUUUUGUGACCCACUUAUUGUAAGGUAUUGCAAGGUCACUUUGCGUGUGUCAUAAAGUUGACUUCCUUAUUGGUUGAAGGUCACAGGAGUAGUGGUUUGCGUUUGAUGGAAAUAGCUACAACUGUGUCCCUUCCUGCUUUUUACUUUUUUCUUUUGCUUUUUCUCGGCACGUGGUUUCUCCACCAUUACUUCUGCACAAAGACGUCUUCUGUUCAUCCUGAACAUUUUUAAAAAUGCAGAAUUUUAUGUGACUGCUUUUUUGCCUCACAAUUAUGCUGUGAAUUUUACAAAAAUUUAUUUUCUUUUUUGAUAAUUUAUUGUACCAAAGCUGUUUUUAUAGCACAUAGAUGUCUGUAACCAAUAAUGUAGCAGUUCUGCACUUUGACACAAGGUGUAACUAGACCAUUUUUAAAUGUCAGUUGAAAAUUAUGGCUGUACUAUUGCUUAAACAAAACUGGAACUGUUGUUGAAUUCAUAGCCAAUACAUUUACAGCAAUCUGUGUACUGAACAUAAUAGAUUGACAUCUACUUCAAGACUAUAACAUCUGUUACAUUAUAAAUGUGUUCAGGCUUCUGAAAGUAAAAGGGACACUAGAUCCAGAAGCUAUGAAACCAGCAGUUGAUUCUUGUAUUCCUUAUUAACAUAAUUGUAAGCUUGAAGGCAAGACCUUGAUUGCAUGAACAGGUCCAAAAUAAUAGUCUGAGUAAAGCAAAACACUCACAUGAGACCUGAGGUUAGCAGGCUGUAUUUAACAGGUGCCUAAUUUUUGGGUAAUGCUGCCUUAAUAUAACACAGUCAGCUUGGCAGUUGCAAAAUGUAUGGGCCCAUUCAGAGAUUUAUUUACAUAAGAAGUAAAACCUCCAUGAAAGACAUUUGAAAGAGUAAGGGUAAUGCAUUGCUUGCCCAUCCCAGAUUAAUGUUGUUUGCCCAUUAUAUAUUACAGAAGCAGUGAUCUACCUCUGCCAGUAAGCCCUUUUAAAAGUUAAUUUAGCAGAAAAAUCAGAGUUGAUGCUGGUCAAUUCCAUGCGGCUAAGUCAUUUUUUCAGGCUAAAAGAUGAAUUUUUUUAUACUUACCGUGACAAUGCAGCAGCUGACUUACCAUGUAAAUGGGAAUGAUACUUGGAAUUACCAUUUUUUGGUAAAUCAUAAUUAUUUUUUUUUUAAUCAAUCCGUAUUUCUUUUUGUGUUGAAACAUCAACCCUGUGGAUGAAAGUGGUUUUGUUUUUGUUUUUUUUUUGUUUUGUUUUGUUUGUUUUGUUUUUUUUCUUUUCUCCUUCAACUCAGUAAUUCAGAGAAGUUUACAGCAUUUGAAAGUCUGUCACCUUAGAAGCAGGAUGCUGAGUUUAGCAAUAUAAAAAGGAAUCCAGUACUUACUGCUGUCUAGGAAUAUAAGGGUAAUACGAAAUCUGGGUAAUUCUUGUGUGCGUGGGUUGCCACACCUUAGCAAGCGCCAAAAAAUAAAGCAGUUAAAAAUAUCUACAUAAAGAAGAGAUCAUAAAAUCCAGUGCUUCUGCAUACUGUGUUAUGUUACAGUCCAGUUUUGUGUGCUUUACUACACAGUUUGGUUACAGGACUUCUGUGCAUUGUAAACAUAAACAGCAUGGAAAAGGUUAAAUACCUGUGUUCAGAUUGUAAGAUCUAGUCCGGACUUGCUGUGUAUAUUGUAACGUUAAAUGAAAAGACAAGCCCUUUGUAUUAUAGUCAUGCAGUCUUAUGUAUGAUAAACAGUUGAAUAAUUUGUCCUCAGACUCUUUACUGUGCUUUUUAAAAAAAGAGUAAUUUAAGAAAAAAAUGUAAACAUAGUAAAUCUUCCUAUGCAAUUAACCUACUCCAAGCCAUGGUAUGGUAGGUAUAAUUAUACUAUAAUAUGUAAAUAUCAGAUACAUUGAAACAGACUUAAAAAUAUGAAAGUAAAAGUUGGAGGCAUAACAGAUAAUUUUGAGUUUUUAAUUGAAACAGCAAGGUAUACAAAUCAUUGAUGUAUGAACACAGCUCUGCUUGAUUCUGAUGGACUGUACUUGUAGUUUGAGUUCUUUAUAUUAUCAUCUGUUAGUUUGAAUGUUCUUAUAUGCACUGCAGUUUGCUGCCUAUUACAGACUAGCUGAUUUUAAGGCCAGAAGUGACCAUGGUAAUGAAAUAAUCUGACUGGCAUGCCACUAUCCCUAGAAUUCAAUCUAGUUAUUUCUGCAUCAUGAAGUCCAUAUCUUUUGGGUGCAGUAGAACAUACUUUUGGAAAAGAUAGCCGAUUUUCAUAUAGAUUCUUCAAGUGUGAGGAUUUUUCCAUGUGUUUGGAGUGAUUCAGCUAGAUUAUUUUCCAUAUUCUUAGUCCUCCUUCAGUUUUAGGACCGUUUAGUUACAGCUGCUGGCCAUCAGAUAGCUGCCUAUUAGAAUACUAUGAACUACUCUAAUUUUAAACUAUUUCACUUUAUUCACAUUAAAAUAUGUUAACUUUAAUAACCUAUAUAGAUGGAGUUCCUUAAAUCUCUAACUGUAAAGCUUUUAUGGCUCUUCUGAAACUUCAGAUGUUUUAAAAUCCAUUCUAAAACAUGGACAUAAGAACUGCAUACAGCAUCUGGUAGUAACCUCAGUAUUGCUGUGUGCUUCUAAUAGGUGCAGGUACAUUCUUGAACCUUUCAGUUUAUAUCUUUGCUUGUUUGUUUAUACGUCCAAGGGUUGCAUUUUUAAAUCUUUCAGCCUCAGUUGUUUGCAUUAAAAGAUUGUAAAUUUAGAUGAUUAUACAUCAUGAUUCCCAAGUCCUUUUCAGAACUGCUGCUCUUCCAGGAUGUAGUCUUACAUCCUGUAAGUAUAAUGACAUCUGAAUGGGACUGGUUUACAGAAGGGUUGGAUUCAGCUAUAGAUGUGACUUGUCAUCAUUGUUUAUCACUCUACCAUCGCUAUUUUCAUUAAACGAUCAAUGUGCUUA